UCAAAUCCGAACAUUCAUUCUUAUUCUGCAUUUCACCGUGAGUUAUAUAAUUAAAAUUUUAUGAAAUUUGAAUAUUUCGUGAAACAAUCAUCAUAUAAAAAAUUUAUACAAAACGGCACUUAUUCGUGAACUUGUCAUUUGUAGAAUAAUAAUUAGUUUCGUUUAUUUGCUUUUAUUUCUUCAUUCGACAUCAGAACUAUCGACGAAAAUGGCGUCUGAUAAAUCGGGUAUUUUGUAUCUAUUUGAUCGACCUUCUGAACCAGUUUACGUCCCUAAGGGAGACAAUAAAGUCGCUUUUGAUAUUCCACCUGAUUAUUUGCCUGAUAGAUAUCGUUCUGUGGCUACUCAAGUAUUUAAUCGUUUCGGCGAUGAUACGGAAUCGAAACUUCCAGUGAAGGCAAUUACUCUUCCGGAUCUUAGUAUUCCAAUGCAACUUGGACGUCGUCAACCUUUUUCAUUAUUUAUCCCGGCACAUCGAAAAAUAGCUGCUCGAUUAAUUGAUAUUUUUAUGGGUAUGCGAACAUAUGAGGACUUCCUGUCUGUUGCAGUUUAUUGUCGCGAUCGUUUAAAUCCAAAUUUGUUUAUUUAUGCCCUAUCAGUGGCGAUACUUCAUCGUCCUGACACGAAAGAUUUGCCAGUACCACCGCUUACCGAAGUAUUUCCAGACAAAUAUAUGGAUAGUGGAAUAUUUUCCAGGGCUAGAGAAGAAGCUAAUGUUGUACCAGAGGGUGCUAGAGUUCCAAUUGAAAUUCCAAGAGAUUAUACCGCAUCAGAUCUUGAUGUGGAACAUCGUGUUGCUUAUUGGAGAGAAGAUAUUGGAAUUAAUCUUCAUCAUUGGCAUUGGCACUUGGUGUAUCCAUUUGAAGGUGACAUUAGAAUUGUUAACAAGGAUCGACGUGGAGAACUUUUCUAUUAUAUGCAUCAACAGAUUAUGGCUAGAUAUAAUUGCGAACGGCUAUGUAAUCGUCUUGGACGAGUAAAACGAUUCAUUAAUUGGCACGAACCGAUUCCAGAAGCUUACUUCCCGAAAUUAGAUUCCCUUGUUGCCAGUCGGACAUGGCCAUUUCGACCCAGCGGUACUGUUCUUAAGGACAUCAAUCGACAAGUUGAUGAAUUGAACUUUGACAUUCAGGAUCUAGAAAGAUGGCGUGAUCGUAUUUACGAGGCAAUCCAUACAGGAUCUGUGAUUAAUACCAGGGGUGAAAGAAUUCAAUUGACUGAGAAAAAUGGAAUCGACGUCCUGGGAAAUAUCAUGGAAGCUAGUAUUCUUUCUCCCAAUCAGAAUGUCUAUGGUGAUCUCCAUAAUUUUGGUCAUGUCGCCAUUUCUUAUAUCCAUGAUCCGGAUCAUCGAUAUUUGGAGAGUUUUGGUGUUAUGGGUGAUUCAGCAACAGCUAUGAGAGAUCCUAUAUUUUAUAGAUGGCAUGCAUUUGUUGAUGACGUGUUUCAGGAACAUAAAAAUACAUUACCUCAGUAUACUGUACAACAGUUAGACUUCCCAGGUAUCGAAAUAGCAGAUAUCAAAUUGACAACCAAUCAACAACGCAAUAUUUUAAAUACCUUUUGGACCAAAAGUGAUGUAGAUUUGUCACGUGGACUCGAUUUCACUCCACGUGGCGCAGUGCUUGCUAGAUUUACUCACUUGAACCAUGCUGAUUUUUCAUAUACGAUUGUUAUUAAUAAUCGUAAUAAUACAUCAAUGAAAGGCACGGUCCGUAUCUUUAUAGGUCCUAAAGAAGACGAGCGUGGAUUACCUUUUACUUUCAGAGAACAGAAGAAUUUAAUGAUCGAAUUGGAUAAGUUUCCUAUAACACUUCAACCAGGAAAAAAUACGAUUGAACAGAAAUCUACGAAAUCUUCAGUAACUAUACCAUUUGAGAGAACUUUCCGCAACUUAGAUGAAAAUAGACCAAUAGGAGGUGAUAGUUUGGAACGAUUCGAUUUUUGUGGAUGUGGAUGGCCGCAACAUAUGCUUAUACCAAAAGGAAAUAAAGAAGGUUUUGCAAUGGAACUUUUCGUCAUGGUAUCAGAUUAUAAAGAUGAUCGUGUUGAACAAAAUGAGCCAAUUGGUUGUAAGGAUGCCUCAAGUUAUUGUGGAUUAAGAGAUAGAAAGUAUCCUGAUGCACGAGCAAUGGGAUAUCCAUUUGAUCGUCAACCUCGUGCAGGUGUUGAAACUUUAGCUCAAUUCCUCACCGGAAAUAUGGCGGUAACUGAAGUAACAGUUCGAUUUAGUGAUACAAUUGUACCUAGAUCUAGAUCUGGAAGUAUAAGCAAUACUUUAACCUUUAUGUAAUGAGAUUGAGUAUCUUUUGAAUAUCUCUUGACAUGGCAAAUUAUUGGAUAUAGACUGCUGGAAUUAUAAUAUACUUAAGAUCAUUAAUUUGAUUGACUUUUUACUUUUUAAUAUUUUAAUUGUAUUUUUUAUUACAUAUAUAUAUAUAUAUAAAUCUAUUGUAAUAAAAUAAAAAAAAAAUAAAUGAGCAGU
Molecule: messenger RNA, 2482 nt
Organism: Apis mellifera (honey bee)
Lineage: Eukaryota; Metazoa; Arthropoda; Insecta; Hymenoptera; Apidae
Gene: PPO
Product: phenoloxidase subunit A3
Molecular function (GO): oxidoreductase activity
Source: RefSeq, marked provisional